CUCUCCCAGCAGAGCUGACGUGGGCUGUGGGCUCGACCUCGCACAGCUGUUGCGCAUCUGGCUGUGCCGCUGUACCACUGAUCAGCAGCUUCAUACAAGGACAAGACAGUGAUUAGCACUCGAGAAUGAACGCGUUACACGACUGGGUUCUGGCGUCCCCGGCUCCAGCCCGGCUGGUCUGGGUUCUGGCUCUGGUUCUGGCCACACUGCUGGUCUGGAGUCUGUUCUUCUGCUGCUGGGAGAAUCGCAGCUCUGUGUCUCCUCUGGAGAGAUACCUCUCAGCCAUGAAGAAGAACUCAAAGACGAAGCAUCAAAGUCAGCGGAAGAAGAAGCAGAAGGAGAGAAGUGUCACUUCAGCUUUGGUUAAUGAUGGGAUUGUUGGAAUGAUCACAUUGGCAACUCCUCCGACUCAGGAGAAACAGAUGGCAUUGAAAGCGGAGAAGAUGGAGAAGAAGCAGAAAGCACUGAAAGGCUUGAAAGAGGAGAAUAAGGAGGAGAAGCAGAAGGUUGAGAAGGAGGAAAAGCAAAAGCCAGGGAAGGAAGAGAAGCAGAAGGUGGUGAAGGAGGAGAAGCAGAAGGUGGAGAAGGAGGAGAAGCAGAAGGUGGAGAAAGAGGAGAAGCAGAAAGCAGUGAAGGAGGAGAAGCAGAAGGUGGAGAAAGAGGAGAAGCAAAAGCCAGUGAAGGAGGAGAAGCACAAAGUGGUGAAAGGGGAGAAGCAGAAAGCGGUGAAGGAGAAAAAGCAGAAAGCAGUGAAGGAGGAGAAGCAGAAGGCAGUGAAUGAAGAGAAGCAGAAGGCGGUGAAGGAGGAGAAGCAGAAGGCGGUGAAGGAGGAGAAGCAGAAGGCAGUGAAGGAGGAGAAGCAGAAGGCGGUGAAGGAGGAGAAGCAGAAGGCAGUGAAGGAGGAGAAGCAGAAGGCAGUGAAGGAGGAGAAGCAGAAGGUGGUGAAGGAGGAGAAGCAGAAGGAGGAGAAGCAGAAAGCAGUGAAGGAGGAGAAGCAGAAGGUGAUAAAUGAGGAGAAUGUAGAAAAACAGGGUGAGCAAGAAAACCCUACCACAGUAAGGAAGAGGAACAAACGUCGUCUGAAGGUCACCAUUGCACCUGAGGCCAUAACCUUUGAAUCUGCAGAGAAGGCAAUGUCUGUGACUCCUCGUCCACGUCUCAGGGAGAGGUCUGCAUCAGAGGAGAGUAGGAGCGAGCUGUGCUCCUCUGCCUUCCCUGGAGACACCCUGCCCUGGAAUCUGGCUAAGCACCAGCGUGUCAAACGUUCUAAAUCAGCAUCUGGAGAUGUUCUGGACCCUGCCGAGAGAGCGGUCAUCCGUAUCGCAGAUGAGCGUGACCGUGUACAGAAAAAGACUUUCACAAAAUGGGUGAACAAGCAUCUUAUGAAGGCUCAGAGGCACAUCACAGACCUGUACGAGGAUCUGCGAGAUGGCCACAGCCUCAUUUCCCUGCUGGAGGUGCUCUCUGGAGAAACACUGCCCAGAGAGAAGGGUCGCAUGCGUUUCCACAAGCUACAGAAUGUCCAGAUCGCCCUGGACUUCCUCAAACAUAGACAGGUCAAACUGGUGAACAUCAGGAAUGAUGAUAUAGCAGAUGGAAACCCGAAGUUGACCCUUGGGCUAAUAUGGACCAUCAUCCUUCACUUCCAGAUCUCAGACAUACAGGUGAACGGUCAGUCCGAUGACAUGACAGCCAAGGAGAAGCUGCUGCUGUGGUCUCAGCGCAUGGUGGAGGGCUCCCCCGGCCUGCGCUGUGACAACUUCACCACCAGCUGGAGAGAUGGCAAGCUCUUCAAUGCUAUCAUCAGCAAACACAGGCCUAAUUUGAUAGACAUGAGUAAGGUGUACAGACAGACGAACCUGGAGAACCUGGAGCAGGCGUUCAGCGUGGCGGAGAGAGAGCUGGGCGUCACGCGCCUGCUCGAUCCAGAAGAUGUGGAUGUGCCACAUCCUGAUGAGAAGUCUAUCAUUACAUACGUCUCCUCCCUGUACGAUGUCAUGCCAAGAGUUCCUGAUGUACAAGAUGGAGUUCAGGCCAAUGAGCUGGAACUACGCUGGCAGGAGUACUACGAGCUGGUCAACAUGCUCCUGCAGUGGAUCAGACACCAUAUCGUUGUGUUUGCGGAGAACAAGUUCCCCACCAGUUAUGAGGAAAUUGAGGUCCUUUGGCGCCAGUUUCUCAAAUUUAAGGAGAUGGAGCUGCCAGCAAAGGAGGCUGACAAAAAUCGCUCGAAAUAUAUUUACAAGGCUUUUGAGAGCGCAGUGCAGUCAGGUCAGAUUAAAGUUCCAUCCGGUUUCCACCCCAUUGAUGUGGAGAAAGAGUGGGGUCGACUCCAUGUUGCCAUACUUGAGCGGGAGCGAGUGCUCAGAAAGGAGUUUGAACGUAUGGAGCAGCUCCAGAGGGUCGUCAGUAAGGUGCAGAUGGAGUCAGGUGUGUGUGAGGAGCAGCUGAACCAGGUGGAGACACUGCUGCAGACGGAUGUGCGCUUGCUGGGAGCUGGAAAACCUGUUCAGCAUGCAGCAGAGAUCGAGACAGACCUGGAUAAGGCUGAGAACAUGAUCCACUUCCUCUUCAAUGAUGUGCAGUUGCUGAAGGAUGGGCGCCAUCUGCAGGCAGAGCAGAUGUACAGGAGGGUGUACCGUCUCCAUGAGCGUCUGGUAAACCUGCGCAGUGAGUACAACCUGCGUGUGAAGUCAGGGGUGACAGUGACUCAGGUGCCCCUCACGCAGGUAUCCAUGUCUCCAAGCCUGCAGAAGUCCCCUCAGCGUACACGGCCUGAACUGGAUGAAGUCACACUCCGUUAUAUCCAGGACCUGCUGGCCUGGGUGGAGGAGAAUCAGAGGCGCAUGGACAGUUCAGAGUGGGGCGCAGACCUGCCCUCUGUCGAGUCCCAUCUGGGAAGCCAUCGCGGACUACAUCAGUCUAUCGAGGACUUCAAAUCGAAGAUUGACCGUGCACGGGCAGAUGAGAAUCAGUUAACCCCUGCCAGUAAACAAGCGUACAGGGAUUACCUGGCCAAGCUGGACUUGCAGUACAACAAACUUCUGAAUGCCUCAAAGGCUCGGUUGCGCAAUCUGACCGGACUACACGCUUUCGUUGUAGCUGCCACUAAAGAGUUGAUGUGGCUAAACGAUAAAGAGGAGGAAGAGGUGAACUAUGACUGGAGUGACCGCAAUACAAACAUGACCGCCAAGAAGGAUAAUUACUCGGGUCUGAUGCGGGAUCUGGAGCAGAGGGAGAAAAGAGUGAACACGGUUCAAGCAACUGGAGACAAACUGCUGAAGGAAGGCCAUCCAGCUCGGAGCACUAUAGAGGCCUUCACUGCAGCUCUGCAGACUCAGUGGAGCUGGUUACUGCAACUGUGCUGCUGCAUUGAGACUCACCUCAAAGAGAACACUGCCUACUUCCAGUUCUUUGCAGAUGUGAAAGAGGCAGAAGAGAAGAUGAAGAAGAUUCAGGAGACCAUGAAGAAGAAAUACAUUUGUGACCGCUCCAUUACUGUCACACGUCUGGAGGACCUUCUGCAGGAUGCUGCGGAUGAAAAAGAGCAUCUUGCCGAGUUCAAGACUCAUCUGGAUGGCCUAAACAGGAGAGCUAAGAAUAUCAUCCAGCUCAAACCCAGAAAUCCUGCCACUCCAGUCAAAGGCAAACUGCCCAUUCAGGCUGUGUGUGAUUUCAAACAAAUGGAGAUUACAGUACACAGGGGAGAUCAGUGUGUGCUGUUGAACAAUUCCCAGCCCUUUAAGUGGAAGGUGAGGAGCUCAAGCGGAAAUGAAGCCAUGGUGCCGUCCAUCUGCUUCAUCGUCCCACCUACCAACAAGGAAGCUGUGGACAGCAGCUCUGGUCUGGAUGCAAGUCUGCAGAAGCUGAUGAUCCUCUGGCAGAAGUUGCAUGUGGACAUGAAGAGUCUGUUGUCCUGGCAGUAUCUCAUGAGAGACAUUCAGUUCAUCAAUUCAUGGAACUUCAUCAUGUUCAAGACCAUGAAGGUGGAAGAGUACCGUCUGGCUCUGAAAAACUUGGAGCAGCACUAUCAGAUCUUCAUGCGUGACAGCCAGGACUCUGAGUUCUUUGGUGCAGAUGAGCGCAUGCAGGCUGAGAGCGCUUAUAACAACGCCACACAGCACUAUGACAACCUGCUGCGAUCCAUGGAGCAAGAACCUCUCACCACUUCCAAAGACAAAGUUGCUGGAGAGCAGGAUGAGUCCGUGUGUAAGACCUACAUCACUCAAAUAAAGGACCUAAGGCUGAGACUUGAGGAAUGCGAAUCGCGCAUGGUCAGUCGCCUCAGGCAGCCGGUGGAUAAAGAGCCCCUGAAAGCCUGUGCCCAGAGGACCACUGAGCACAAGAAAACACAGACCGAGUUGGAAGGCAUAAAGAAAGACCUAGAUGCAGUGGUUAAGCAGAGUGAGGCAGCACUGGCUUCCUCUCAGCAGUCCACCUCGGCACCUGUCCUACGCUCAGAGCUCGACAUCACCCUGAAGAAGAUGGCGCAUGUUUACAGUCUUUCCUCUGUCUACCUGGACAAGCUAAAGACCAUUGACUUGGUAAUACGCAGCACACAAGGGGCUGAAGAUGUUCUCAAGAAGUAUGAGAACCAGCUUCGUGAUGUCCACAAAGUGCCUGAGAAUGAGAAGGAACUGGAGUCCAACCAAACACAGCUAAAGAAACUGUACUCAGAUGCGGAGUCUGAUAAGCCAGUGUUUGACCGUCUGGAAGCUGAGCUCCAAGACGCCAUGGCAGUAAAUGAGCGAAUGUCCCGUGUACACAGUGAGCGAGAUGCUGAGCUGGAUCACUAUGUGCAGUUGGUAGCAAGCUUAAAAGAGCGCUGGCAGGCUGUGUUUGCCCAGUUCAAGCUGCGCCAACGGGAACUGGACCUACUGGGUAGGCAGAUGCAGAACUAUAGACAGAGCUAUGACUGGCUCAUUCAGUGGAUUUCAGAUGCCAAACAAAGGCAAGAAAAAAUCCAGGCCAUGCCCAUCAGCGAUAUCAAAACUCUUAAAGAACAACUGGCCCAGGAGAAGAAACUCCUUGAGGAGAUUGAAAAGAACAAAGAAAAAGUGGAUGAAUGUCAGAAAUACGCAAAAGCCUACAUUGAUACAGUAAAGGAUCAUGAACUUCAGCUGGUAACAUAUAAAGCAUUGGUGGAGCCUCUCGCCUCACCUCUGAAAAAAAUCAAGGUGGAGUCAGCAUCCGACAACAUUAUCCAAGAGUAUGUCACUCUCAGGACACGCUACAGUGAGCUGUUGACUCUGGCGAGCCAGUAUAUUAAGUUUAUCAUCGAUACCCAACGACGCCUAGAGGAUGAAGAGAAAGCUACAGAAAAACUUAAAGAAGAAGAAAGGAAAAAGUUGGCCGAAAUGCAGGCCGAGUUAGAAAAACAGAGACAGUUAGCAGAAUCUCAUGCAAAGGCCAUUACCAAAGCAGAGCAAGAGGCUGAAGACUUGAAGCUAAAGAUGAAAGAGGAAGUCAACAAAAGACAAACCUUUGCAGUUGAUGCUGAAAAACAGAAGAAAAACAUCCAGCAGGAACUGCAAGAGCUCAGAAACCUCUCAGACCAGGAGAUUAAGGCGAAAAGCCAACAAGUAGAAGAGGUCCUGUACAGCCGAACCAAGAUUGAGGAAGAGAUCCGUAUAAUCCGUCUUCAGCUGGAGACAACUGAGAAACAGAAAUCGACAGCUGAAGCUGAACUUCAACAGCUCAGGGAUAAAGCAUCAGAGGCGGACAGACUUAGGAAGUCUGCACAGGAAGAAGCAGAAAAGCUAAGGAAACAAGUCAAUGAAGAGAUGCAGAAAAAACGGAAGGCAGAGGAAGAGCUUAAACAAAAAUCGGAUGCAGAGAAGGAAGCUGCGAAGCAGAAACAAAAGGCCAUGGAGGAUCUUGAAAAGUUCAAGCAGCAAGCAGAGGAGGCAGAGAGGCGCAUGAAGCAGGCUGAACUGGAAAAGGAGAGGCAGAUAAAAGUGGCAGAAGAGGUGGCGCAGAAGAGCGUUGCCACAGAGCUGCAGAGUAAGCGCCUUUCCUUUGCUGAAAAAGCAACAAAAUUGGAGGAGUCACUGAAACAAGAGCAAGGCACUGUUAUCCAGCUGCAAGAGGAGGCCGAGCGUUUAAAAAAGCAACAAGCUGACGCUGAUAAAGCAAGAGAAGAAGCUGAGAAGGAACUGGAAAUAUGGAGACAGAAAGCCAACGAAGCUCUCCGUCUACGGCUCCAAGCUGAGGAGGAGGCCCAUAAGAAGAGCGCUGCACAAGAGGAGGCUGAGAAACAGAAAGAGGAAGCAAAGCAAGAGGCAAAGAGGAGGACCAAAGCUGAGGAGGUUGCUCUUAAACAGAAGGAGGUUGCAGAGAAGGAGCUUGAAAAACAACGAAAAGAAGCUGAAGAAACCGCUCAACAAAAGCUCGCAGCAGAACAGGAACUUAUCCGCUUGAAAUUGGAUUUCGAUCAUGCCAAGCAGCAAAGGACUCUACUGGAUGAUGAACUGCAGCGACUGAAAAAUGAAGUGAACACAGCUGUAAAACAGAGACAACAACUAGAGGAUGAGCUUUCCAAAGUAAAAACUGAGAUGGAAGUUCUCAUACAACUUAAAGGCAAUGCUGAAAAAGAGUCCAUGUUAACCACUGAAAAGAGCAAGCAACUCCUUGAAUCGGAGGCAAGCAAAAUGAGGGAACUUGCUGAGGAGGCCACGAAACUGAGAUCAGUUGCUGAGGAAGCGAAGAAACAACGGCAGCUUGCAGAAGAAGAAGCAGCCAAACAGAGAGCAGAGGCUGAAAAGAUUCUCAAAGAGAAGCUGGCGGCCAUCGAUGAAGCAACUCGUGUCAAAACUAAGGCUGAGAUUGCUCUAAAAGAGAAGGAGGCUGAAAAUGAGCGUCUGAAAAGAAAAGCUGAGGAUGAAGCUUAUCAAAGGCAGGCCCUAGAAGACCAAGCAGCUCAACAUAAGCAAGAUAUUGAAGAAAAGAUCAACCAGUUAAAGACAUCUUCUAAUGCUGAAUUAGGGAGACAGAAGGAAAUCGUGGAUGAAAUCUUAAAGCAAAAGAAAGUGGUUGAAGAGGAGAUUUAUAUUUUGAAACUCAACUUUGAAAAGGCAUCGACGGGAAAGCAAGACCUUGAACUUGAGCUGAAGAAACUAAAGAGUAUAGCAGAUGAGACUCAGAAAAGUAAAGUCAAAGCAGAAGAGGAGGCCAAGAAAUUUAGGAAUCUUGCACUAGAGGAGGAGAAAAAGAGGAAAGAGGCAGAAGAGAAAGUCAAAAAGAUUUCAGCUGCUGAAGAAGAGGCAGCGAGACAGUGCCUGGCUGCUCAACAAGAAGCUGAGCGUCUGAAAAAGAAAGCUGAAGAGGUCAAACAGCAGAAGGAUAAUGCUGACAAGGAAGCUGAAAAACAGAUCAUUUUAGCUAAAGAGGCUGCAGAAAGGUGCACUACUGCUGAGCAGAAAGCUCAGAACGUCCUUGUCCAACAGAAAGAGGACAGCCUUGCUCAAACUAAGCUAAAGGAAGAGUACGAGAAGGCAAAGAAAUUAGCAGAGGAUGCAGCAAAGGCUAAAGAAAGUGCUGAAAAUGAGGCAGCUCUAUUUCGGCAAAAAGCAGAUGAGGCAGAGCGCCAAAAGCAAGCCGCUGAAGCAGAGGCAGCUAAACGGGCCAAAGCUCAGGAAGAUGCUGAAAAACUGAGAAAAGAAGCUGAAACAGAAGCUUCCAAACGUGCGGACUCAGAACAACAUGCAUUGAAACAGAAAGAGCAAGCUGAGGCGGAGAUGGCCAAGCAUAAACAACUUGCUGAGACAACCUUGAAGCAGAAAUCUCAGGUUGAGCAAGAGUUGGAGAAAGUAAAACUGCAACUCGAUGAGACAGACAAACAGAAAUCUCUUUUAGACGAUGAAUUGAAAAGACUUAAGGAUGAGGUCAGUGAUGCUGUCAAGCAGAAAGCACAGGUGGAAGAUGAGCUUGCUAAAAUCAAAAUUCAGAUGGAGGAAUUGCUCAAAUUGAAGGUCAAAAUCGAGGAAGAAAAUCAGCAGCUUAUGAAAAAAGAUAAGGAGAACACAAAGAAAUUGCUUGAGCAAGAGGCUGAGAAUAUGAAAAAGCUGGCCGAAGAGGCUGCACAGCUCAGUGUUGAUGCACAAGAAGCUUCAAAGCUAAGACAAAUCGCAGAGUCUGACCUCGCUCAGCAGAGAGAAUUAGCUGACAAGAUGCUCAAGGAGAAGAUGUUAGCCAUUCAGGAAGCAACCAAGCUGAAAGCUGAGGCUGAGAAUCUCCAGAAACAAAAAGACGAGGCUCAGGAAGAGGCCCAAAAACUGCUAGAGGCCAAGAAGGAGAUACAAGAGCGUUUAGACCAACAGAUUGUGGGCUUCCAGAAAUCCUUAGAGGCAGAACGCAAGAAACAGAAAGAAGUAACUGCUGAAGCCGAGACACUGAAACUCAGGGUAAUCGAGCUAAGCAAUGCACAGUUGAAAGCAGAGGAAGAAGCAGACAAAUUCAAGAAACAGGCAGAAGACAUUAGAGCCCGUUUGAUUGAGACUGAAAAACAAACUUCAGAAAAAUUCACUGUCAUUGAGAAAUUGGAAGUGGAGAGGUUGGCCAGCACCAAAGAGGCAGAUGAUCUGCGUAAAGCAAUUGCUGAGCUUGAAAGAGAAAAGGAGAAACUGCAAAAAGAAGCAACUGAUUUACAAAAUAAAGCAAAAGAGAUGGCUGAUGCACAGCAAGAGCAAAUUAAACAAGAGACGACAGUCCUUCAGCAGACAUUCCUUACAGAGAAAGAAAUCCUGCUGAAAAAAGAGAAAACCAUAGAGGCAGAGAAAAUGAAGCUGGAGAAACAACUUGAGGAUGAAGUGAACAAAGCCAAAAUCCUUCAAGAUGAACAGGAAAGCCAGAGAAAGCAGAUGGAAGAGGAGAAAAAGAAACUUCAGGCUAUCCUGGAAACCGCAGUCAAGAAGCAGAAAGAUGCUGAAGAAGAGGUUCUCAAUAAGCAAAAAGAGAUGGAGAAGCUAGAGAAGAUAAAACAAGAACAAGAAAAACUCAUGGGUGAGGAAAACAAGAAAUUACGAGAAAAGCUUCAGCAGCUACAGGAAGCACAGAAACCCACAACAUCCCAAACAAAAGAAAUUGAUAUCCAAACUGACAGCAUGCCUGAAAAUGAAUUAGUUACAGCAAUGGUGCAGGAACCAACAAAGAAGGUCUUUAAUGGUUCUACAGAAGUUGAUGGAGUAAAGGCAAAAGAAGAGUCACCACUGGCAUUUGAUGGAAUUCGGGAGAAAGUGCCUGCAAGCAGGCUUAAUGAAAUUGGUGUACUAAACAAAAAAGAAUUUGACAAACUUAAGAAAGGCAAAACAACCGUGCAAGACCUUACUAAGCUAGACAAAGUCAAGAUGUGCCUGAAAGGCAAGGAUUGCAUUGGUGGUGUAAUCGUAGAACCCAAGCAGAAAAUGGGAAUCUAUCAAGCUUUGAAGGAGAAGAAAAUUUCACCAAGCACAGCUGUGACAUUUCUCGAAGCUCAAGCUGCGUCUGGAUAUAUUAUUGAUCCCAUUAAAAACAGGAGACUCUCUGUCAAUGACGCGGUAAAGGAGUCCAUUAUUGGACCUGAACUGCACACUGUAUUGUUGUCUGCUGAAAGGGCUGUAACUGGUUUCAAAGAUCCUUUCACCGGACAAAAGAUCUCAUUAUUUGAAGCCAUGAAAAAGGGUCUGGUCACAGAGGAGCAAGCCACUAAACUUCUGGAUGUUCAGCUUGCCACUGGUGGUAUCAUAGACCCAAUAAACAGUCAUCGUGUGUCAGUCCAAACAGCAUGUAAACAAGGUCACUUGGAUGAAGAACUUAACAAAGUCUUGUCCAAUCCUCCCGAUGAUAGAAAAGGAUUUAGUGAUCCCAACACCCAAGAACGACUCAGUUAUCAUCAACUGCUAGAAAGAUGUAAAACAGAUCCAGAAACAGGGCUCCCAUUUCUACCUGUUACACAAACAUCAUUACCUGAUGAAAGGACAUACACAGAUGAAGAGACUAAAGAUACAUUCAGUAAAACAAAUAUAUCAGUGCCUUUUGGAAGAUUUAAGGGAAAGACAGUAACCAUCUGGGAAGUGAUCAAUUCUGAGUACUUUAGUGAAGAUCAAAGGAAAGAUCUUAUUCGUCAGUAUAAAUCAGGGAAAAUUACUGUCGAGAAAAUCAUAAAGAUUGUAAUUACUGUUGUAGAAGACAAAGAGAAAAAGAAGGAAUUAGCCUUUGAUGGUUUAAGAUCAACUGUCCCUGCAUCUGAGCUCCUGGAAUCAAAGAUCAUAAACAAAGAUUUAUAUAACGAGUUGCAUAACGGCAAAACUACUAUUGAAGAGGUGUCUCAGAUGGAUUCUGUCAAAAAAGCAUUAAAGGGAACAAGCAGUAUUGCUGGAGUGUUUAUUGAGUCAACUAAGGAGAAGGUACCAAUCUAUGAAGCCAUGAAGAAGAACAUGCUUGAAGUAGAACCUGCACUCCACCUUCUAGAAGCCCAAGCUGGAACAGGUUUCAUCAUUGACCCAGUUAAAAACCAAAAGCUCACAGUUGAUGAAGCUGUAAAAUCUGGAAUUGUUGGCCCAGAAUUCCAUGAGAAAUUGCUAUCAGCAGAAAGGGCAGUGAAUGGGUACAAGGAUCCAUAUACGGGAAAGACUGCUUCUCUCUUUGAGGCAAUGCAAAAAGAUCUCAUCAACAAAGAUCAGGGUACAAGGCUGCUGGAGGCCCAAAUUGGAACUGGAGGAAUCAUUGACCCAGUGAAAAGUUACCGGAUUCCUCAGGAAAUUGCUUAUAAGCGUGGAUAUUUCAGUGAGGAAAUGAACAAGUGCUUAAAUAGCCUAUCUGAUGAUGAUAAUAAAGUGUUCAUUGACCCAAACACAAAGGAGAAUGUUUCUUAUACACAGCUGCAGAAAAGUUGCAUUAUUGACAAAGAGACUGGUCUCCCAUUGCUUCCAAUUUCAGAAAAAGCUGUUAAGUCCACAGAAUCAGAACUGCCCUUCAAUGUUCAGUCCAAAGAAGCCUUAAACAAGGCGACAAUGGAGUUACACAGUGGACCCUUUAAAGGAAGAAAAGUCACCAUUUGGGAGAUUAUUAACUCCGAAUAUAUAACCGAAGAACAAAGGAUCGAGGUAAUACGUCACUAUAGAUCAGGAAAAGUUACAAUCGAAAAGAUCAUUAGCAUUGUGAUCACAUUCGUUGAUGAAAAUGAGAUGAAAAAGCAGCAGGACACCUUCACUGGUCUCAGAGAACCUGUUAGUGCCACAUCCCUGUUUGAAUCCAAAAUCAUUGACAAAAUAACCUAUGAUCAGCUCCAACAAGGCCAAAAGAAACCAAAAGAGAUUAGUGAAAUUGAAUCAGUAAAGAGGUACUUGCAAGGAUUAGAGAACAUUGCUGGAGUAGUCAGUGAAAAAUCUAAAGAGAAGCUCAGCAUUUAUCAGGCAAUGAAACAGAAAUUAAUAACACUAAAUACAGGCCUUUCUCUGUUGGAAGCACAAGCAGCAAGUGGAUUUAUUGUUGAUCCAGUCAGGAAUCUGAGGUUCACAGUGGACGAUGCUGUAAAAGCUGGCCUUGUUGGGCCGGAGCUUCAUGAAAAGCUCCUGUCUGCAGAGAAGGCUGUAACUGGUUAUAAAGAUCCAUACACUGGUCAGAAGAUUUCCCUUUUCCAGGCCAUGCAAAAAGAGCUUGUUCUUAGAGAGCAUGCCAUACCUCUUCUUGAAGUUCAAGAGACCACUGGAGGAAUAAUUGAUCCAGUGAAUAGCCACCGUCUCCCCACUGACGUAGCCAUUCAGCGAGGUUACCUAAGCAAAGAAAUGGCCAAGUCCUUCAAAGACCCUUCAGAUGAUAUCAAGGGUUUUACUGAUCCUAACAAAGAUGAGAGUGUCACUUACAAACAACUGAUAAAAAGGUGCACAAAAGAUCCUGACUUUGGGUUUUUCCUCUUACCACUUUCUAAGGCUGAAAUUCCAAAAGAAGUUGAGAAGUCAUAUGUUUACACUGAAGAACAAGCACAAACAGACUUGGCUAGCACUCAAAUAGCUAUACCUCACGAAAGUUUUGCAGGAAAACAAAUGACCUUGUGGGAUGUCAUGGCAUCAGACAUGCUUCCUGGAGAGGACAAACAAAGACUUCUUGAACAGUACCGGUCAGGAAAAAUCACAAAAGAGAGAAUGAUUAUCAUAAUCAUCGAAAUCAUUGAGCAAAGACAAAUAAUUAAAACUGAACAGACUAUGCUAUGUGAUAUAAUUCGACGCAGAGUUACAAUUGAAGAGCUUUAUAGCUCUCGUAUAAUUGACCUUGAAACUUACAAUCUGUUGAAACAAGGCAAGAAAACCAUCCGAGAGGUUAUGGAAAUGCCAGAUGUUAAGAAGUACCUCUUUGGCACAGGCAGCGUUGCUGGGGUCCUCUCCAACAACUCUGCUAAAAUAAAUAUUUACCAGGCCAUGAAAAGAGGCAUAAUCAAGCCUGAUAUUGCCAUUGAUUUGUUGGAGGCACAAGCAGCUACAGGAUUUAUCACUGACCCAGUAAAAUAUGAGUUGCUAACAGUUGAUGAGGCUGUCCGCAAGGGUCUUGUUGGCCCGGAACUCCAUGACAAACUUCUGUCUGCAGAGAGGGCAGUCACGGGGUACAAAGACCCAUACAGUGGGAAAAUCAUUUCUCUAUACCAGGCUAUGAAAAAGGGUCUGGUUCCUGAGGAGUAUGCAUUAAAGAUCCUAGAAGCUCAAAUCGCAACUGGUGGCUUAAUGGAUCAUGAGUACAAUUUCCACCUUCCAAAUGAUGUUGCAAUGCAACGAGGAUAUAUCAACAAAGAAACAAGUGAGAGGCUAACUAGUGGAGAUGUCAAAGGGUUUACUGAUCCAACCACAGAUGAAAAAUCAUCUUAUGCAAACAUCCUCAAGAGAUGCAAAGUUGACAAAGAAAGUGGCAUGCAUUUGCUGUCUCUUGCAGACAAGAAACUGCUAGUAAGGGGUCUUCGAAAGCAAGUCACCUUGGAUGAAUUACUGUGUUCUGAAAUUAUCGAUCAGAAGACCUACACAGAGCUCACAGAAGGCCACAUUUCAGUGGAGGAUAUCAGCAAAGACUUGAAGAAAUACCUUGAAGGUACAAGUUGUAUUGCAGGUGUGUAUGUAGAGGCUACUAAAGAGCGACUGUCAAUCUACCAAGCCAUGAAGAAGAACAUGAUCAGGCCAGGCACUGCGUUUGAAUUGCUAGAGGCUCAAGCAGCGACUGGAUAUGUGAUUGAUCCAAUCAAAAAUCUAAAACUGACAGUCAUAGAGGCUGUAAAAAUGGGAGUGGUUGGCCCAGAGUUUAAAGACAAGCUUCUCUCUGCUGAACGAGCUGUGACAGGAUACAGUGAUCCAUACUCUGGUAAAGUAAUUUCCCUAUUUCAGGCCAUGAAGAAAGGCCUGAUCCUUAAAGAUCACGGUAUUCGUCUUUUGGAGGCUCAAAUUGCGACAGGUGGAAUCAUUGAUCCUGAGGAAAGUCAUCGCCUUCCAGUGGAAAUGGCAUAUAAACGUGGCCUUUUUGAUCAGGAAAUGAACAGUAUUCUUACUGACCCUUCUGAUGAUACGAAAGGUUUCUUUGAUCCAAACACAGAGGAGAAUCUGACUUACCUGCAGUUGAUGGAGCGAUGCAUGACUGACCCUGAAACCGAGCUUGCUCUCUUAAUGCUAAAGGAGAAGAAGCGGGAAAGAAAGACAUCAUCUAAGUCAUCAGUACGCAAACGCAGAGUGGUCAUUGUAGACCCAGAAACAGGAAAAGAAAUGUCUGUUUACGAGGCAUACCGCAAAGGUCUCAUUGAUCAUCAGACAUAUAUGGAGCUUGCAGAGCAAGAAUGUGAAUGGGAAGAAAUUACCACUUCUUCAGCCGAUGGUGUGAAGUCUAUGAUAAUUGAUAGAAGGUCUGGACGUCAGUAUGACAUUGAUGAGGCCAUCACCAAAGGGCUCAUAGACAAGUCUGCUUUGGACCAGUAUCGUGCAGGCACCCUGUCCAUCACUGAGUUUGCAGACAUGUUGUCUGGAAACAUGAGUGGUUUUAGAUCACGUUCAUCUUCCUUUGGGUCCACCUCAUCUUAUCCCAUGAGCCCAGUUCCAUCUAUCAAGACUCCAGCAACAACAUGGACUGACCCAACAGAGGAAACAGGUCCAGUUGCUGGGAUCCUAGACACAGAUACUCUAGAGAAGGUAUCAGUUACAGAAGCUAUGCAUCGAAAUCUAGUUGAUAACAUUACUGGUCAAAGACUGCUUGAGGCACAAGCCUGUACAGGUGGUAUAAUUGACCCAAAUACUGGAGAGAAGUUCACUGUUGCAGAUGCAAUGAACAAAGGGCUGGUAGACAAGAUAAUGGUAGAUCGCAUCAACUUGGCUCAGAAGGCCUUCCAAGGAUUUGAAGAUCCAAGGACCAAAACUAAAAUGUCGGCUGCUCAGGCCUUAAAGAAGGGUUGGCUGUAUUAUGAAGCUGGCCAGCGUUUUCUUGAAGUCCAGUAUCUGACUGGAGGACUAAUUGAACCUGAUGUUGCAGGCAGAGUAUCACUGGACGAGGCCGUAAAGAAGGGCACCCUUGAUGCACGCACUGCUCAGAAACUGCGAGAUGUCAGUGGAUACUCCAAAUACCUCACUUGUCCCAAAACAAAGCUGAAGAUAUCUUAUAAAGAUGCCAUUGAAAGAAGUAUGAUUGAAGAAGGCUCUGGUUUACGUUUACUGGAGGCAUCAUCCCAGUCUACAAAGGGUCUAUAUAGCCCUUACAAUAUUAGUGGCUCUGGAUCAGCCUCAGGAUCCAGGUCUGGCUCCAGAACUGGUUCAAGGUCUGGCUCUAGACGAGGGAGCUUCGAUGCUACAGGAUCUGGCUUUUCCAUGAAUUUCUCCACAUCUUCCUAUGGCUCUCCAAGCUAUGGACGACGAUACAGUUCAGGGGAGCACGGAGCAUUGAAUAUGGACAAACUAAAGCAGGCUUUAACAGCAUUAACACUCAACAGAAACUGCUGCUCUGAGGACAAGAGAAUCUCGCCACUAUCCCAAACACCGUGCUCUUUAAUUGCUUAAUUAAUUUAAAAACAUUCAUUCUGCUCUGCAUGUGGUUAUUAUAGGGCUGAAGUACUACUGCUAUGUUCUGCUGGCUUUCUUUUCAUAUUAGAUUUUUUUUUUGUUUAUUUGUAAUGUGUAUUUUUUUUUAAUAAUUAUUCCAUAAUAUGUUGAUAUUAUGUUUUUUUUUUUUCUUGGAAGAAAUAGAAAAUUGAAUGGAAUCUUACUUUUGAUAUUACCUUCAUCAAUGUUACUGUCUGCUCUUGUAUAUUUCCUUUUUUACUGAGUCCACUGAAUGGCAUAUUGUCAAAAUGAAAUUUAACGUUUCUUUUGUAUGUAAAAAUAUGUUUCACAGAAGAUUAUAGAACAUGCAUUUUGUUAACCUGGAAUCCUGUUAAACAGAGGAGCUGGUAACCAUUUACAGAGCAGAAUAAGAGGAAUUUCAUUAAAAGAGCACGCAAGUAAAAAAAAAAAACCUAACAACAACAAAAAAAACCCAGUGCUUUCGACACAUACUUUGGCAGAACAGAAUUAAUAUUUCAAGAGGCUCCUUUCACCCAAGGUUAUAGAUGUUAUGGAACAACAAUUAUGUCCUUGGAUCUCUGCAGUCUUUCAAAACAUAAUGGCUCUCAUGUCACUGGUCCCACAACAAGUUCUAUGAGCAGAAGGCUUCAGGAACAACAAAUGGCAAAAGACGGCACUGAAACAUGACUGAAAAGAUCAGAAGAUGCAAUACCUAUCCAUACCAAGUCUUCAUCUGUUACUUUCACAUCUCCCAGUUCAAAGAGGAAUUCACUUAUGCCUUGACCUCACCAGAUGUCUGUAUAUAUUAUAAUGAGAUGUGUCUAUUCUACAUUGAAACCCUGCCACCACUUUCAACCUGCAGAGAUGAAGUCUUGUCUUCCACUGCCUGCUGAAGUGAUUCUUUGGCUUAAUUGCUCCAAUCAAAAGACCCAUGAAAAGAUGCCAUUUGACUGACCAACAUACAUGUCCUGCUACCUUUAUUUGAUUUAUUAUUAUUAUUAUUAUUAUUAUUAUUAUUAUUAUUAUUAUUAUAAGCCUCGUUGUUUUAUAUUUUUUAAUGCCUCUUAAUCAAAAGACCCAUGUAUGGGUCUAAUCUGUUUUAACAGUAAAUUUGUUAAAGGUGCUUGAACUUGGUAAAUUAUCUUUGUAUUUCCAUUUGCUAAGUUGUAAAAUAUUCAUUGGAAAGAAAAUGGGCUAAAUGCUCAUAAAAAAAGAGUAAAGGUCAGUUAUAAGUUAUACAGGAUUUUUUUUUUUUUGUCAAUAAGAAGCUUGACCUUUACAACCCUGCAAAAUCUGUUCUGUAACAUAAUGGCACAAACCAGAAAAUAUUAAAUCCUGAAGCUAUCCAUAUGUCAUCACCAUACUCUAUCACAAUAGUAACUUCCCUAACAUUCACAGAAUCCUUUUUUUUAUAUGUAUAUUUUUGCAGUUUUGCUUUUUCUGUCCAGUGAUUACAUUUGCCAUUAUGAAUGUUAUCUUUGCUGCAUACAAGAUCACUGUAAUCGUCUCAUCUCAUGAUCUCUAGCCGCUUUAUCCUGUUCUACAGGGUUGCAGGCAAGCUGGAGCCUAUCCCAGCUGACUACGGGCGAGUGCCUAUGUGUCAGCCCUGUGAUGACCUGGCGACUUGUCCAGGGUGUACCCUGCCUUUCGCACUGUAAUCGUGUCACAUUAAUAUCAGCUGUAUUUUCCUACAUUAUAGUUUUGCUUUGCAUGGUUUUCUUUUGCUAACAUUGAUCAAAGUAUUCAGUAUCAAGAACUGAAUUCAACAAAGCCUAUUGUGAGGAAACAUUUUGAAGUGAUGCAAGGAUGUAGUUAAACUAAAGUAUGCCAUGUUUUGGGGCAUGUUUAAGAAGAUUGUAUUUAUAGGAUGGGAUUGUAUUCUUAUGUAAAUAAACUAUACAAAUAUCAACCGUA
Neoarius graeffei (lesser salmon catfish) is the source of this 16907-nucleotide messenger RNA. RefSeq names its product plectin a (gene pleca). The transcript is spliced from 38 exons. The record is from RefSeq and is a predicted model, not a curated record. Gene Ontology annotation, cellular component: perinuclear region of cytoplasm; focal adhesion; keratin filament. Gene Ontology annotation, biological process: hemidesmosome assembly; intermediate filament bundle assembly; wound healing. NCBI's taxonomy places the organism in Eukaryota, Metazoa, Chordata, Actinopteri, Siluriformes, Ariidae. Gene Ontology annotation, molecular function: keratin filament binding; structural constituent of cytoskeleton; ankyrin binding. Bases 126 to 14990 code for a protein of 4954 amino acids.